CAUAAUUUUUUGCAUUCAUUAACAUCUGUGACCCCUGACGCGUAUACCAUACAUCAUUUUGGCCUUCUGACAAAAUAUUAAAUUGUGAUGCCUGUAAAUAAAAUGUGAUUGUUCACUGACUAGCGAGUUGCGGAAUGGACUUUGCAAGUGUUAUUUCCAACAUUUUCGGUGGAGUAUGUCCGGUUUCGCUAUUGCAAGGUUCCGAGGAGGAUAGCUCCUCGGUAUUUUCUGGGUACUUGGCCAAAGUUGAUACCUGGUUGGAAAAUAAACUUCAAAGUCAUUCGUUUGAUGAGGCAGCGAAGGAGAACGAAGUCACUGAGGGACGUUUGGGUCCUAAACGCACUAUCUUUGAUGUGACGGAGGAUAGUUCCAUUUUAGUGUCGAAGGAUAAAUUGACCUUGCAAUCCCAGAACGCAUUCUCGACUGUGAAAGCGAAUUGCUGUAUUUACUCGGGUCGAUGGAUGUACGAGGUUCAGCUACGGUCAAAAGGUGUGAUGCAGAUUGGGUGGUGCUCUGCUCACUGUAAAUUCACCCAGGAUACGGGAGUCGGUGAUACUCGCUACAGUUAUGGCCUCGAUGGAAGCAAGCAACGAAUUUGGCAUGUCCACACACAAAAAUAUGGCCCAUUUUGGCGGUCAGGUGAUAUAUUUGGUGUUUGCAUUGACAUGGAUGAAGGAAAAAUUGAGUACUAUCGGAAUGGUGCGGCUCUUGGAGAAGCAUUUAAGGAUAUUGAACGAGGACCAGGACUGGCACUGUACCCAGCCGUAUCUCUGGCUUUCAAUGAUAGUCUUACUGCCAAUUUCGGUGGAUCUCCGCUUAAAUACCCUAUCAAAGGAUAUUGUCCUUUGCAGGAACCGCCCAAUGUUUUUCUAUUUCAAGCAGAUUGUCUUUUGCAGUAUUUAGUUAAUCUUUCCGGUAUUAUUUCUCGCCAUUCCCCGAAUGACCUAAACGCAACCUGUUCCCAAACGAUUCCUUUGACAUUUGAAACCAUUUAUAUGCUGAUUGCAUCGAUGUUGAUUGAGAAAAUAGCUCCACUACUGGCUAAUUCCUAUGUCGUUGAAGAUAAAGUCUUCAAAUACAUAAAAGGAAUGUGUGUUUUGCGAAGCAACACCAAAAAUGAACCACCCACUCAACCCGGUUUUCCGGAGAGUACCCUCGGAACAUUCCUCACCCUUCUCUGGACAUACCUGGAGCUGGAGGAGAUGAAACUUUUCCUUAAAAAGUUGCUCAAUUUUCUCGCUAAUACGUACAAGGAAACUCCAGUGGAUUUGGAAUAUGAAAAACAGAGAAAAAUCAUUGUCAUUCUUACCUGCAUCUGCCAGCAUCCACAAACGCGGAAGUAUCUAUUGGAGUACAAAUUUUUCAAGAAAAACUGUCUGCCACUAUUUUUGUACACUAAGCCUCCGGACGAAUCAACCCUGGAACAGCUCCUGCCAGACGAUACCAUUUGGACGGAAGGAUUGGGUGGAUCCCGGGAGCUCUAUUUGGCCGCAUGUGACCGAUUGAAAGCGCACACGAGUGUGCUUUAUACGCUGCAGAAGAAUUUGAUACUUAUUUUGCUCAACAAUAGUGACGGUACAAACAAAGGUUCUCCAUCGAGUCGGCGUAUUUUCGUCACCAAACUGCGCAAGUUUGUGAUGGAUAACAAUGCUGAGAUGAGGGGUCUCUUUUCUUCUUCGACCCAACCAGCAAUUGGUUUAUCGUUUCUUUGUGCACUGUUGGACGUGGCACGUACACUGUGGAAUGAAGAAGUCGUAGCCAAUAGUGAAGACACCUCAGCACCACCGUACAUCGACUAUCGAUUUUUCUAUGAUGGAACUUUUAAAUAUACGAACAUCGAUCGUAUUGGUGGCGUUCUGUCGUAUCUGAGGAAACAUUUUCGCACCCAACUCGUUGAAAGGUUGGGCGAGGAUCAUCCGAGUCUGACGGCCAUUGAUCAACAAUCAGAUCUUCGGAAUGAAAUAGCUGCUUUUAAUGCAUUUCUGGAUUCUGCAAUGUUCUUGAUAUCUGGUGGACCAAAUGCAACGUAUUCUUUGGUGUCGAGAGCGGCCUCAAACGUUGCUUCGGAAGUUCAUCAACACGGAGAGUCUUCGCUGGGAUCCAACCGAACUGCUACUGGUGGACCGAUCAACGGUGGAAAUAUGGAUGUACGUCUGUCGAUCUGUGAUCUGCUCGAUUGUUCAGUUAUUUUCUAUUAUGCUGUCGCUCAUAAAUACGUAAUCAUGAUUGCCGAUCUAAGGGAUAACAUUUGCCACCUGUCGGAUAUUUUGGUCGAAACCAAGACCAACUGCGACGAUGUCGUGCACAAUCUGGACGAACUGAAGCGCUCCAGUGAUGGCGGGUUCAGCAAAACCCACGAAGAAUUGGUGCACGAACUGGACUCGCGGUUUGGCCAACGGAAAAGUAUAUUUGCUAAACGCUCAAUGGAACUAGCUCGGAAGCAAGCUUGGUAUCGUUCGGUUGCUCUCGGAAGUCACCGCCGAAACCUGCUCUGCUGGUUGAUGGGAAUAAUUUGUGAAACUCUACAACGCUUCAGCCAAGACGAUGUCCUCUUUUCAUUUUUACCGGAAACCUACGUGAACGUCGUCCCAGUAUUGCUGGAUACUAUCCUCGACUUCAGCUUUCACGACACUGCCUUACAGCACGAUUUGUCCGCGGAUAGUUCGUUGAUUAAUGCAGCAGCUGAAUUUCUGGCCCAGCAUCUGGCCGAUUCUCGUGUGAUUUUGGCAUCCUGUAAGGAUGCUCUAAUACAGGCUCUUGGAUCCUUGACAUGUCAUGAGGCCGGAAUCCGUUCGCUGGAACAAGCAUCGCCUAAAAGUCAACUAGCGUUCAUCAGAGCUUUACUCAGACCGUACGAGAAUAGAGCCUGGGGACAAAGUAACUGGUUAUUGCUCAGAUUUUGGUUAGGGGAUGGUUUUGCCUACCGGGAAUCGAGAGCACCGUGCGUUUGGCAGGCCGGCAAAAAGCAGACACGGUCCCUUGGGUUGUAUCGCAGCAGGGCUAAGAAUGGAACACAUACUGGGCUGCUACACCUGAUUGCUCCGGCUUGUCCUUCCAGUCAUUUUCAGCGAAUGAUCAGCAAGAUGCUGAGCAAGGAUGAACCGUACUGUACUACGUUUUUGAAUUCGGUUCUUUCGCAGCUGAAUUGGGCAUUUUCGGAGUUUAUUCACAUUCUACAAGAUAUACAAAAUGUUUCCCUGCGAGAAGAACAGCACAUGAUCGAGACAAAGCAGCUGAAAAUUUGUUCGAUGUGUUUCGAGCUGACCGUUUCGUUGAUGCGUGCCCUGGAGAUGAUUGUGACCAUUAAUCCUGGUUUGUUGCAGGACGCAUCCCGUGCCAAUAGUGAAAUUAUUCUAGGUCGAAUCUGUCAGCUCGCCAUCCAAGUUCUCUCCCGGGUUACCGUUCCGCCCGGAUGUUUCCAACACGUCAUGGACCUAUGCUUGCCGGAUCUGAGCAAUGUAACUCACUUUGCGAUCAUUAGUGCAGCCGUCGGUAUUCUGUUGGCUUUGAUGAAAAAUGAACUGGGCAGUGAUGGAAGCAGUAGUUCGAGUAACGCCGAUAUCACCGUUACGAAAAUUCCGCGGGUCAGCAAACACCUGUUGACGGAUACUAGUUUUCACAUUACUAGUUUGGAGUUUGCACUGGGUGAAAUAAAGACGCCAAUCGCUACGACAACCCAUGAAGCUCCCAGAGGAAAUUUCGACCCAAAAAUGAGGGCUCAUAUUGACCCACUGACGAACGAGGUGCGAGUUCCUUCUCCCUUCCGGGCGAUUGUCGGUGUAAAAGAGAUUGUACCCGAUCCUCCAAUCAUCAAAUUCAACAUGGCGGAUUAUCCAAACCACGUAACCGACGAAGAAUUGUGUCGCGUAAGACGUCUGAUUGAAAUUCUUCAACUCAGACAGACCCUACUGUCAGAAAUCACCGUAUUCUCUGAAGAAUCGUUGUGUCCCAUCUGCUAUGCUAAACAAAAUUCAGCCGUUUUUGAACCAUGUCAACACCAGUCUUGCGAAAAUUGCAUUAUUCAGCAUCUGAUGAACAGCAAGCUCUGCUUCUACUGCAAACUGUUGAUCGUUAAGGUAGAACGUGCAGACGGAAUUGUCAUUUACGAGAAUAGCGUCCCGCUCAAGACUCCCUCAUUACCGCAGAUAACGAGCAGUUCUUCGCAGAUCGAUGUCUCCGUCGAUGAAAACGAUGGACCCAGUAGUAGUGUUCGGUCGUAAAAUCACUAGCCAUUUUACAUUAUUCAUUCUAGCCAUCUGCUUGACGCCACCAUGAACGAAUCUAGUCAAAAUCGCUAAACGCACCUAGCUUAGAUAUCGAAUCGACCCAUCCCAUUGACUUUGGACGAAGUGCCAUUGCAAAUGAUUAUAAAGACAUUUUUAUACGUUCUUAUAUUUGCUUGAUGCUUUUUAUCCAAAUGAAUUUACACGUUUCAUUGUAAAA
Messenger RNA from Topomyia yanbarensis, 4443 nucleotides. RefSeq names its product E3 ubiquitin-protein ligase RNF123 (gene Kpc1). Bases 135 to 4220 code for a protein of 1361 amino acids. The record is from RefSeq and is a predicted model, not a curated record. Gene Ontology annotation, molecular function: ubiquitin-protein transferase activity; protein binding. The transcript has 11 exons. Gene Ontology annotation, cellular component: cytoplasm. Lineage: Eukaryota; Metazoa; Arthropoda; Insecta; Diptera; Culicidae.